AAAAAAAAAAAAGAAGGAAAAAUUACCCCAAAAAGUUUCCCAAUUAUCCCCGGUCACAGAGUCCGCUCGGCGGUCAAAUCUCCGGACAGACUCACCGAGCCUGUCGAUCUCCGGCCCGACGCCCAAGCGAGGCGAAACAGAGGAUCUCCACCUCCAGCCAAGCCGCCGCCACCAAUGGCGGACCUCAACCUCGCCUUCCUGCUCUUCCUCCUCACCCCAGUCCUCCUCCUGGCCGUCCUCUUCCUGAUCGCCCGCCCCCGCCCUGUCAGGAUCCCAAUCAAGAACCGCCACGUCUUCAUCACCGGCGGAUCGAGCGGCAUAGGCCUCGCCCUCGCGCAACGCGCCGCAUCCGAGGGCGCGCGCGUCUCGAUCCUCGCACGCUCGCAAGGCAAGCUCGACGAGGCCAAGCAGGCGAUCCAACUGGCCACAGGGAUCGACGUCGCGACGUUCGCUGCCGACGUCAGGGACCUCGAGGCAGUCAAGCGCGCGGUGGAGGAGGCGGGCCCUAUCGAUGUUCUGGUGGUAAACCAGGGGGUUUUCGUUCCUGAGGAGCUGGACAGGCAGGCAAUUGAUGAGGUGAAGUUCAUGUUGGACGUGAAUCUGGUGGGGAGUUUCAAUAUGAUAAAAGCCGCUCUGCCUUCGAUGAAGAGUAGAACUGAUCGGAGGCCGGUAUCAAUUGCUCUCAUGUCCUCUCAGGCGGGACAGGUGGGGAUUUAUGGGUACACAGCUUACUCCGCAAGUAAGUUUGGGCUUCGAGGUCUAGCAGAAGCAUUGCAGCAAGAGGUGAUUGCUGAUGAUAUUCAUGUUUCGCUAGUAUUCCCUCCUGAUACAGAGACUCCUGGGUUUGUGGAAGAGAACAAGAGAAGACCUCAGCUCACGAAUGUUAUUGCAGCAUCUUCUGGUGCCAUGAAAGCUGAGGAUGUAGCCAAGAAAGCUCUUAGUGGCAUCAAGAGUGGAAGUUUCAUUGUUCCUUGCAACUUCGAGGGGCUCUUACUGUCUAUAGCAACUGCAGGCUUGUCUCCUCAGAGAUCAUUUGUGAUGGCUUUUUUUGAGGUCAUUGCUGUGGGUUUGGUGCGUCUCCUUGCUCUGUUCUUUCAAUGGAACUGGUACAGGACUAUCGAGAAGUGGCAUGCUCAACACUAGUAGGAUAAUGAAGUCUCCGCUGCUUGACAUGAAAAAAAAAAAAAAAACCUUUUUACUCGUCUACUUGUAUUCUUACAGAGGUGCUGCGAGAUGUUCAUCUCUUAAUAGAAGAAUGUCGAUAUCAGCAUAACAGGGACCAGACAUGUUGAUGAUUUCUCCACUUGUGAUUUUGCAGGGGAGUCAUAUGUUAGCCAGUUAAUUGUCUGUAAUCUUCUUCAUUCGCGUGCAGAUGAUCCAAAAUUAUGCCAUGAAAAAAACCGACGCGUUCCUCUCUGCUGUUGUAUCGUGAAUUUUGCCAGAAUAGAUUUUGGGAGAUUGAAGUAGCUUCGAUCUAACAGUAUCUUCCCUUGAUUCAAUAAAAGCAUUUAAUUUUUCCAUUCAA
Molecule: messenger RNA, 1525 nt
Organism: Punica granatum (pomegranate)
Lineage: Eukaryota; Viridiplantae; Streptophyta; Magnoliopsida; Myrtales; Lythraceae
Source: RefSeq, a predicted model, not a curated record